AUGGCCCCCAACAAGAAGUCCAAGAAGGGUUCCGACAAUAUCAACUCCAGGCUCGCCCUGGUGAUGAAGUCCGGCAAGGUCACCCUGGGUGUUCAGUCUACUAUGAAGACUUUGCGCUCCGGCAAGGCUAAGCUGGUCAUCAUUGCCGCCAACACUCCCCCUCUCCGCAAGUCCGAGCUUGAGUACUACGCCAUGCUGGCCAAGACUCCUGUUCACCACUUCUCUGGUAACAACAUCGAGCUGGGUACCGCCUGCGGUAAGCUUUUCCGUUGCUCUACCAUGGCCAUUCUGGAUGCUGGUGAUUCCGACAUCCUUACCGGCACCCAUUACCUACUGUCAUUGCUUCUAUACAAAGUCGAACCACGGGCAUUUCACCACCCAGCAGUGCUGCUGCGCGUUUUUCUCUACGUAAUCGGGACGGAGACCUUUAUCAAGGCCCCCCGGGAUGAUGGCGAUGUCCCAAACUCUGUGCCGUACGACCCCUUCAUCCAGCUUGAAUUUGUAAUCGAUCUGGGUAUGACGGCACAAAACGCCAUAGUCGCAAUCUAUCCUCCUAUCAGCAGGCGCGGAGACUUAUCGAAGACACCCGUCGCUGAUUACGCAGUCAGUCAAACCGGCUGGAUCCCACCCAAAGCGGAUCCUCCUGCCGCCCGUUCACUGGUCCGCUCGCUAGGGCUUAGGGCUUCGCCACUUUGCUGCUUGGAAAUCAAACAAUCCCGUGACCCGCUCGAUUUCCCUUCUUUUUCGACUUUGAUCCCUCGACACCCAACGACAACCAAUACCCAGUUCGCAGGAAGUGCAUAUCGCCCAUUUCCAGCAUUCACAAUGGCUCGCCGUCCCGCCCGCUGCUACCGCUACUGCAAGAACAAGCCGUACCCCAAGUCGCGCUUCAACCGUGGUGUUCCCGACCCCAAGAUCCGUAUCUUCGAUCUCGGUCGUAAGAAGGCCAAUGUCGACGACUUCCCCACCUGUGUGCACAUGGUCUCCAACGAGUAUGAGCAGCUGUCUUCCGAAGCCCUCGAGGCCGCCCGUAUUUGCGCCAACAAGUACCUUGUGAAGAUCGCCGGUAAGGAAGGUUUCCACAUGCGUGUCCGCGUGCACCCCUUCCACGUCAUCCGUAUCAACAAGAUGUUGUCUUGCGCCGGAGCCGAUCGUCUGCAGACCGGUAUGCGUGGUGCCUUCGGUAAGCCCCAGGGUACCGUUGCCCGUGUGAACAUUGGCCAGAUCAUUCUGUCCGUCCGCACCCGCGACUCCCACCGGGCCACCGCCAUCGAGGCCCUCCGCCGUGCCAUGUACAAGUUCCCUGGCCGCCAAAAGAUCAUCGUCUCCAAGAACUGGGGUUUCACCCCCGUUCGCCGCGAGGAGUACGUUCAGCUCCGCCAGGAGGGCAAGCUCAAGCAGGACGGUGCCUACGUUCAGUUCCUCCGUGGCCACGGCCUCAUCGAGCAGAACAUGCGCCGCUUCCCCGACGCCUACGAGAACGUGUCCCAGGCUUAG
Penicillium oxalicum is the source of this 1497-nucleotide messenger RNA. Its product is annotated as 60S ribosomal uL16 domain-containing protein. The record is from RefSeq and is a predicted model, not a curated record. Gene Ontology annotation, cellular component: ribosome; cytosolic large ribosomal subunit. The transcript has 7 exons. Gene Ontology annotation, molecular function: structural constituent of ribosome; RNA binding. The coding region runs from base 1 to 1497 and encodes 498 amino acids. Gene Ontology annotation, biological process: translation; ribosomal large subunit assembly. NCBI's taxonomy places the organism in Eukaryota, Fungi, Ascomycota, Eurotiomycetes, Eurotiales, Aspergillaceae.